This is a messenger RNA of Osmia lignaria (orchard mason bee), 2266 nucleotides long. RefSeq names its product nuclear cyclophilin protein Moca-cyp (gene Moca-cyp). Gene Ontology annotation, molecular function: peptidyl-prolyl cis-trans isomerase activity; cyclosporin A binding. The record is from RefSeq and is a predicted model, not a curated record. Gene Ontology annotation, cellular component: mitochondrion; cytoplasm. Gene Ontology annotation, biological process: protein peptidyl-prolyl isomerization; protein folding. NCBI's taxonomy places the organism in Eukaryota, Metazoa, Arthropoda, Insecta, Hymenoptera, Megachilidae.
AACACAAUAACCAGUGACUGUAGUCACUGGCAUAGAUUUAACAAUAUGGCAUCGUAUCGAAAGGUAUAAGACUAGUUGUAGAAGUACCUUGAUUAAAUAUUAUUGAUAUUAUCGUAUUGAUAUAGUAAUCGUAUGCUCACCUAAGGGAAAAUGAUAGAAGUACUGUGUAAACUUUAAUCAAUAGAUAGCGCAAUAAGUAAACGAAACAAUUACGUUGAGUAAUUGUAACCUCAUUCUGAAAGUUGCGAUUUGUGGAUUUCUUUGAUAGUUCUAUUUUUUGGUAUAACGGAAUUUACAGAACAAAACACCAUGGUUAACGUCAAUCCCCGAGUAUUUUUUGAUAUAGAGGUUGGGGGGCUCCCAAUGGGACGUAUAAUAUUUGAACUUUUUGCGGACAUUUGUCCAAUUACAUGUGAAAAUUUUCGUGCUCUAUGUACUGGAGAAAAUGGACUUGGCAAAACCACUGGAAAACCUUUACAUUAUAAAGGAAUUGUUUUUCAUAGAGUAGUUAAAGACUUUAUGAUUCAGGGUGGUGAUUUUUCAGUAGGUAAUGGAACAGGAGGAGAAUCAAUUUAUGGAGGGACAUUUGCAGAUGAAAAUUUUAUAAUAAAACAUAAUAAACCAUUUUUAUUAUCAAUGGCAAAUCGUGGUAGAGAUACAAAUGGUUCACAGUUUUUUAUUACAACACAACCAGCGCCUCACCUCGACAAUGUCCAUGUGGUUUUUGGAGAAGUAGUGUCUGGCCAGGAAAUUGUUACACAUAUUGAGGGACUCCCAGUAGAUCGUAUGUCUCGCCCGUUACAAGAUGCUAAGGUUGUAAAUUGUGGAGAACUUGUGCUGAAAGUCAAAAAUAAAGCAAAAAAACAUGAAGCAAAGGAAAGCAGUUCGUCCGAGUCAGAUUCCGAUUCAUUCACAGAAAAGCCUAAAAAGAAAAAGAAAGUCAAGAAAAAUAAAAAAAGAGCAAAAUCAGAAGAUGGCGAAAUUCAUGAUUCGAACGAGGAUGAUCUCGGGAAACCUCAUCCACUUGUUUCAGUGACAAAAAUUGAUCCCGAUGAAAUUCCUGAGGUGCCAGCGAAUAAAUUUCUAUAUAGAGCGGGGCCUACUAAUAAUGCAAAUCAAAAAGAAUUUAGGCAACAUUAUGGAAGAGAUCGGGUACGGUCGCAUAGAAAAACUGGUCGCGUAUUUAAAGGAAGAGGAAUAUUCCGAUAUCAUACACCCUCUCGUAGCCGUUCAAGAAGUGUUACACCACCUCACUGGAAACAAGCUCAAAAUCGCACUAUUAAAUUACACGAGUUUCAGAAAUUGGAAAAAGAACGUAUGAAGAAGGAGGAAGAACUGAAGAAACGGGAAGCUGAUAGAAUUAAAAAGUUCAGUGAAAAUCCUGAUGAAGAAAACCAGAUGAUGGAUAAAUUCGACGCCGAAGCACCUAUAUGCGAAGAUUUAGAAAAUAAAGAAAAUGAUCAGUCAGAUGAUAAAAAGGAUGGCAAUAAAAGCGUGGAACAGGACCAAGAACAUUUGAAUACUAAUUUAAAUGUUAUUGAUACUAUGAUGAAAGAGAAAAUAGAUGGAAAGAACAAGAACGAAAAAUUAAUGAAACGUGAUUCACACCGGUCGUAUGGUGACAGAUCUUCACGUCGCGAUUCACGGGAUAGGAGCAGAAGGCGAGGUAGUGCUCGUUCAAGAUCCCGAGAUCGACGAAGGUCUCGAGACAGAGAUUAUGAUCGUAGGAACAGUCGUGACAGAAGAAACAGAAGAAAUUAUUAUCCGCGAAGACGAGAUUCCUACAGAAUGAACAGACCUGGUAGAGAUAAUUACAGAUAUUAUGAUAGGCGUAAUGAUUAUAGAAGAACGAAUAAUUCCAACUUCAAUUAUGACACAGAUAUGAAUACGUCACGUUAUGAUAAAAACCGAAGGAAAAGUGAUAACACCUCGGACUCUAACAAUCAACCAAAAUUCAAACGUCGCUCACGUUCAACUAGUUCUAGUAGUCAACACUCCAAAGAUUAAGAUGCAUUGUUCUCUUGUUUCUUUCUUUUGCAUAAUACAGGAAAAAUAUAAUUUAUGUAGUAAGCUAUAUAUUUUAUUUUUUCAAAUUUUUUAUUUGAAUUUGUUUUUAAAUACUAUAUGACUCUAUAUAAAAGUGACUAUUUAAGUAAUAUUGGUUGCAAUGUUUGAAUUAAAAUUUCAAUUUUUUAGAAGUUGAAAUUAUUUAAUAAUACAAUUUUUUGAACUUUCAGUUAUGCACUGCUUUCAAGCAAACAUAAGC